CUCUCCCUCUCUCUCUCUUUCUCUCUCUCUCUCCACCCCCACCCCACCGCCGCAGGUUGCUGCUGAUCGCGGCUGCAGCAGCAGCGACUGCAGAGGCGCUGCACCAAGCGGCGCCCGAGUCGUGCGAGCCGAGCCGGCUGGACUGCGGAGGGCCAGUGGACUCAGCCAGGAAGCCCUGAACCACGUGCCAACUGGGAAGGUGAUGGUCAGCGAGGCCAGCCCGGCUUAACCUGGGGUUCUUGGUCCUGUUCCGGGAGUCCUCCGGCCUGCAGCCCCUGCCAAGGAGGGAGGAUUGGAUACGGGUGGCGGGAUCCAAGGGGCAGGGACCUGGGUAGACACAGGUCCAGCUGGUAGAGUAGAAGAUUCCCGUGCUACUCCGGUGGACAGGAGGCCGUUCUCCUGCAGCCCCUCUGACCGUGGGCAAGGUGUUUGGCCCUCGGAGCACCUUCACUGACUUGGAGGACACGGGGUUGAACCAGUGAUUUCUAGCUGCCCCCUGAGGCUCUUAGGAUCGUGACUUCCAGCAAGGUAUUAGAAGCCUGUGCAUCAGUCCCACUAACUUCACUGGUGGAGGCAGUUGUGGCCAGAGCCUGGCCUGUAGGGCCCUCGUCUGAUCCCAGGGUGUCCUGCUGAAGGACAAGAGGAGAAGCCAUGCCGGGCAGUGGCCCCAACGAAAGGAUGACAUGGCCUGGCCCGGCCCUCCCCACGACUCCCCCAACCCGCCCUCUCUCCUCAGCCCCGGGGACACCGACCAUCCCGCCGCUCACCCGGACCCGCAGCCUCAUGGCCAUGUCCCUGCCAGGGAGCCGAAGGGCCUCUGCUGGAUCCCGCAGGCGCACCUCUCCGCCCGUGAGCGUGCGGGAUGCCUACGGCACCUCUUCCCUCAGCAGCAGCAGCAACUCAGGCUCCUGCAAGGGCAGUGACAGCAGCCCCACACCCAGGCGCUCUAUGAAAUACACACUAUGCAGCGACAACCAUGGCAUCAAGCCCCCUACCCCAGAGCAGUACCUGACUCCACUACAGCAGAAGGAGGUGUGCAUCCGGCACCUGAAGGCCCGGCUCAAGGACACACAGGACCGGCUCCAGGACCGGGACACAGAGAUCGAUGACCUGAAGGCGCAGCUGUCACGCAUGCAAGAGGACUGGAUUGAGGAGGAGUGCCACCGAGUGGAGGCGCAGUUGGCCUUGAAGGAGGCCCGCAAGGAGAUCAAACAGCUCAAGCAGGUCAUCGACACUGUCAAGAACAACCUCAUCGACAAGGACAAGGGGCUGCAGAAAUACUUCGUGGACAUCAACAUCCAGAACAAGAAGCUGGAAACGCUGCUGCACAGCAUGGAGGUGGCCCAAAAUGGCACAGCCAAGGAGGAGGGCACCGGGGAGUCAGCGGGAGGAUCCCCUGCCCGCUCCCUCACCCGCAGUUCUACCUACACCAAGCUGAGUGACCCAGCUGUCUGUGGUGACCGCCAGCCCGGUGACGCCCCCAGUGUGUCUGCUGAGGAUGGACCUGACAGUGGAUUUGCAGCUGCCGAUGACACACUGAGCCGGACGGAUGCCCUGGAGGCCAGCAGCCUGCUGUCAUCGGGGGUGGACUGUGGCCCCGAGGAAGCCUCACUACACAGCUCCUUCAACCUGGGCCCCCGCUUCCCUGCCAGUAACACCUAUGAGAAGCUGCUGUGUGGCAUGGAGGCUGGCGUGCAGGCCAGCUGCAUGCAGGAGAGAGCCAUCCAAACGGACUUCGUGCAGUGCCAGUCUGACCUGGACGCCAUCAUGGAGAAGAUGGGCCAGGCUCAGGUCUGUGGGACAGUCCCUGAGGACAGGCAUCCCGAGCCAGGUCCUCACCUCCCAGGGCCCAGAGACCCCAACUCAGCAGUGGUGGUGACGGUGGGUGAUGAGCUCGAGGCCCCGGAACCCAUCACCUGUGGGCCUACCACACAGCGACCCGGAACCAGCUCCAACCCCGGGCUACCAGUGAGCGUGGUGUGUCCUGUGGAAGAGGAGGAGGAGACAGCCCCCACGGAAAAGGAGCCCAAGAGCUACUGGAGUCGCCACUACAUCGUGGAUCUGCUGGCCGUGGUGGUGCCGGCUGUGCCCACGGUGGCCUGGCUCUGUCGCUCCCAGCGACGCCAGGGCCAGCCCAUUUACAACAUCAGCUCCCUGCUGCGGGGCUGCUGCACGGUGGCCUUGCACUCCAUCCGCAGGAUCAGCUGCCGCUCGCUGAGCCAGCCGGGCUCCAGCUCAGCAGGCAGCAGCUCCCAGCUCUGAGGGGGGCCACGUGGGCAGCUCUGCUCCGCUGCCGCGGCCUGACCACUGAUUGUAGGAUGCUGUCCACUCUCCCCCACGCACAUCCCCACGGGCGUCACCAUAUUUAUUUACUUUCAGGUUUGGAAUAGUUUUUCCUCCCCCACCCCCGGAUGUUAACAGGGGCUAGAAGUAAGCAUUUGGAAAGGCAUCCCAAAACUCAGAGAGAAGGUAAGGGACAUCAACUAUGAGAGCCUCCACCUGACCCUCCGUCCACCCAGCCUCUGAGGAGGACAGGCCCUGCUCAGGAAGUCUCUGGCUAUGUUGACCUGGGGACCUUCCCUGAUCCAGGCCCCUCCACUCCAUGUCAUCUCUCCCAAGCCACUCUGUCCUCAAGCUCCUGGACCAGUGUUCUCUCCUCGGAUGGAGGCACCCAGGGCCCAAAGGGCAGAGAACUGACCCGAGGACUCAGAGUAGGCUCUGGAUCCUCAAACUGAGGGGCUCCCUUUCCCCACCACGGGCUGCAGGAAGAGCAUGCUGGGCCAUGAGAAGCAGAGAGCAGGGUGGGUUCUGUGUCCGUCUGUCCUCCCCACAAUCUGUUUUCCUCUUGGCUUGUGGGUGUGUCAGAUCUUGCUUGUGAGCUCACCAGGCCUGACCUGCUCAGUGUGGGGCUGGGACCCCUUGCUCAAGCCCCAGCCGCCAAUGGGAGAAUCCCCUAGCAGACAUGAGGCAGGACCAGUAGCUCUGCACAGGCAGGGCUCUACCUUCUGAGAUGAACUCACAUCAUCUGCAGAAGGAGAAGCCAGGAGCAGGAAUCCCAGGUGGGUUUGAAAAGCCGAAUGCCACUGUUGGCCCUUGAGCUCACCCCACAGUCCUCCAGCCUCAGGCCCAAUUCUUUUUUGCACUAUGUUCUCUUUGGGGUGUGGUUCCUACCCACCCCAGGACCUCCAGUGGGUGGCUGCUCGCUUUCUGGGAUGAGGGUUUCCAAAUCUCCAAUUUGGCUGCCUCCAGUGGAGGGCGGGCAGUCUGGUAGGAUGACUCUCCUCAUGGAGUUCUGAAGCCAUGAUGUCCGUCUGUUCAGGCCAAAGCAGGGUACUCUGGCUGUGCCUUCCAGGCCGGAGUGUCGCAGGGCAAGUGGGAGGCCUGGUCAGCCUGGGAAGGUACAUGGACCCCCCACUUCCCUCUUCUUCCCCGAUAGGGGUCAUACCUCCCUGGCCAGCCCACCCACUUGUCACAGGUUAGACCUCGCAUCUGGCGAGUCGGUGGGAUCCUGACUCUCAUCCCUCUGGCAUGGGGGCCUCUCUGGUUCUUUGCCAAGGUUGUUUGCCCUCACCCUGCUCCCCCGACGGCACUGCCUAACUCCAUGGGCUCUGUCCCUCCACUCUGCCCUCCCUGAUGGUCGCCUGCAUGCACUGGGAGUGGGCUGUUAGCCCAGCCAUGGGGGCAAGAGCCCUCUGUCACAUACUUUUGUGCCUCCAAAGCUCCCCCGCCUCAGUUGGGCCUCAGACCAGCCAUCCUUUGUGGAGCACCUCUACCCUUGCUGAACCAAAUCUGAGUGUCUGAGGCCUGGCUGGGGCUGCCCCAAAGGACACUGGGAUGGCGUCAUGGAGGGGCAGGGAACAAAAGCAAUCCAAAGCCAAGCCAUGACUGGCCACGGACCCAGCCUCCUGCACCGUGCACUCUCGGAGCUGCACAGUAUCUCCCUAGCAACAGUCAAAGCUUUGCUGAGAAAAUAAAUGUAUGAACUAUAUUUGACAACAUCCAAUCAAUAUAUUUUUCACCAUUGGGAUUUAGUCCAGCUUCAGAGCCCCUCUGUCUCUGUCGGUGUCUUCCUGUCUGGGGCCUUCCUGGUGUGUCUCCUGUUCUGUUGGAGCUGGGCGGGGCUGGGGUUGAGGUCUACUCAGUUUCUGCUGCUGAAGAAGCCAUUGUGACGGGCUGGGCUGUGGGUGGUCCUGGACGUAUAGAGGCGGUGAGUGAGGCUCCCCCACCACCCUCUGCUCCUGCUCUGGCUCUGGACCUACCCACAUGGUCAUGGGGGACCUAACCCACAGCGAGGGGUUGUGGGUUCUGAUGAUACCUCUAGAGAGCUCUCCUGGCCAGCAGGGGGAGCAGCUCGCUGCCCAGCAUGGGACAGCCUCUGGGCCCCAUGGACUGGUGGUCCCAGCCUACUCCUGAGCAUGUGCCCUUAGCUUGCGCGUCCUCAGAGUCUUGCAUCUAUGCAGAAGGGCUGUGAUGCCCAUGAGGCUCCUGCAGAUGGGCACACAGCAACCUGCUGGUACCGGCUCUAAAAGAGAGGGUCCCAGCAGGACUGGGGCUGUGUCAUGCUCCCCCCUCCCUACUUACAGUGAAUACUCGUCCCCAAAGCUCACCUUCCCUUCCACUUGGUGCCCCUUAGUGGACUGUAACCUGCCCUCUUGUCUCCAGCUUUUGGAGCAGAAAUCUUUAAGACCUCCUUUCCCCUGCCUCCAGCUGGAGCCAAUCGAGGGCGUAAGGAAACACUUUCUGGAGCUGCUGGUCCCUUGGGGCCCAGUGGCCUGCAGCAGUGGCUCCUUAGUUCUGAAGCCAGGGCCAGAGCCCGAGCAACCUGCUGACCCUUUGACCCACGCUCAGGCAGGACUUCUGCACAGAGCCGACCCUGACCAGAGUUAACAGACAGUGUCUCCAAGUGGGUGUAGCUUUUCACUGGAGUAUCUUUCCAAUUCCCAACACAUGCAUCUGACAGCAUUUGGGGGGCAAAUUCCAGGCUGUGGAGCAAGGGCCUCCACCCAGGGAACUCACACUGUCUGACCCAGGGGACAAUGCAAUUGGGCCACAAUGCACUCUCAUCUUAGGCUAUCCCCUUCACAGAGAUUUCAUGGGAUGCAGGAAAGGGGGGCUGGGAAGGGUCUUGAUUCUCGUCUCCUUGGUCCUUUUGUUCAAACAGAGUUGUGCCUGUAGCAGACAGCUCUGAAUUAAAGCAUGAACACAGCA
Messenger RNA from Jaculus jaculus (lesser Egyptian jerboa), 5208 nucleotides. It is a transcript of the gene Snph, whose product is annotated as syntaphilin. Gene Ontology annotation, biological process: neuron differentiation. The transcript has 5 exons. NCBI's taxonomy places the organism in Eukaryota, Metazoa, Chordata, Mammalia, Rodentia, Dipodidae. The record is from RefSeq and is a predicted model, not a curated record. Bases 652 to 2262 code for a protein of 536 amino acids. Gene Ontology annotation, cellular component: mitochondrion; cytoplasmic microtubule.